AUGAAAGACGAUGAUGACGUGGCAGCAAUGCAUGUAUCUUUUGUCAUGGCUGACGUGGAUUGUUUUCGUGGAGGCCAAUCUUGUAAUCUUAUCGUCUAUGCACCACGCUUAGUUUCUGAAAGGAAACGUCAAGAGGGUGGUCAAUCUAACUUGGAACGUUUGUUAGCUACUGAUUGGCUGAGACAAGCAUGGGAGACCUCCGAAGAAGAAUUUUUAUCAACUGCAGGCUUAGAUGCUUUUGUCUUCAUGCGCAUAUUUACUCGUCAUGUGUAUCUUGUACAGUCUGCUAACUUAUAUGGCAGACUGUCCAAUAGGCUGAAGUCUGGUUCAGAGUGUAAGUAUAUUUCAUCAAAAAGAAUUGCUUGUUUCUAUUCAUCCAAGCCUGAGCCUCAUCACUUCAGUAUAUUAGUAAGAGGUAUUCCUGUUCCAGUUGGAAGCACUUGUACCGAUGCUGUUAAGAACUUCUUCCAGGAGUAUCACCCUUCUACUUAUCAUUCACAUGCGGUUGUUCGUCGAAGCAGUAAAGUUCAAAUACUAAUUACUGAUGCAGAGAGACUGUACAAAAGGCUUACUCAACUGAAAAGUAAAGAUGAUGCUCCUCAACGGCAUAGGCGUGAUGGAUGUUUGGGACUUUUCGGACAUAAAGUUGAUAUGUUAGAUCACUAUGAAAAGACAUUGGGAAAUAUUGCAGAUAACGUGAGAAUAGAACAGUCUUCAGUGGCAGGAAAGGAAGUUCCAGCUGCCUUUGUCUCAUUUAAGUCAAGAUUUGGUGCUGCGAUAGCUUUAAAUAUUCAAGAAGGUGUCAACCCCACACACUGGAUUACUGAGCAAGCUCCAGAGCCUCAAGAUGUUUAUUGGCCUUUCUUUUCUGUCACAUUCAUUAGAAGAUGGAUCAGCAAGCUGGUGGCUUAUGUUGCCUGCAAUGUUCUUACCAUUCUAUUUCUGAUCCCAGUUGCUCUAGUACAAGGUCUUACCCAUCUUGAUCAAUUGGAAACCAUGUUCCCUUCUCUGAGAUGCAUACUGAGAAUGUAA
Molecule: messenger RNA, 1032 nt
Organism: Sphenostylis stenocarpa
Lineage: Eukaryota; Viridiplantae; Streptophyta; Magnoliopsida; Fabales; Fabaceae
Source: the annotation of a GenBank genome assembly